This is a messenger RNA of Bombyx mori (domestic silkworm), 7023 nucleotides long. RefSeq names its product rhomboid-related protein 2 (gene rho-4). NCBI's taxonomy places the organism in Eukaryota, Metazoa, Arthropoda, Insecta, Lepidoptera, Bombycidae. The coding region runs from base 301 to 1443 and encodes 380 amino acids. The transcript is spliced from 7 exons. The record is from RefSeq and is a predicted model, not a curated record. Gene Ontology annotation, molecular function: serine-type endopeptidase activity; calcium ion binding. Gene Ontology annotation, cellular component: membrane.
GCUCAUGGUUAGUCUCUUUAAAUUAAGUGUAAUAAGUGACUAUAAUCUAUGGGUUAGUCAGUUGCCGACACUCCUGCUGUGAGGAAGUAUUUCGCAUGAAGUGCUCUCAGUAAACAAAGUUUUUAAAAGUUAUAACAAAAAUAUCGAACUUUACCAUCCCAUAUUAUCUUAUCUUAGAUUAUUGUGGAUCUAUCGAUCAUGUGCAAUCGCAGCAACGUUCUCAUAGCAUUUUUGUGUAAAUGAGAAAGUAAGCUGCUCACAAGUUUAAUUUUUUGAACAAUAUAUUUAAUUUCGGUGAAAAUGCCUUCGGGACAACGUGAUACAGCGGUUUCUAUUCCUUUGACGCCUACACGAUCGGACUUGUAUUGGCGUAGGAUAUUUAAUAAGUACGACAAAGACAACGAUGGACGCAUAUCCUACGUCGAAUUAAAGAACAUAAUAGAAUCUCGGGAAUACGACCAUGAUUUACCCGAUAACGUGGUGGAUAAGAUCAUGUCGUUGGCGGACAGCGAUAACUCGGGAUACCUCGACUUCCAAGAGUUCGUUGCGAUGAUGCACAAUCCUGAUCUGAAGGCGGUUUUCGGGCAUUUCGUUGCGAGAUAUAUCCAUUCGAUUAUCCCUAACCGUGGCCCCGUCGAUACGACAGGAACACGGACAGGCUUCCGGCCAGUUUCUACUGCGGAUAGCGCCCAAACCCGUAGCAAAACUUACUUCACGUAUUCAGACGGGACAUACGAGGAGGAGUACAGCUGCUGGCCUCCCGCCAUCUGCAUGAUCUUCAUAUCCCUGGUGGAGAUCAUCUUCUUCGUUUACGAUGCCGUGCACGGGAACACGCAGGCCAACGGGCCCAUCGCCCAGAUAUUCAUCUACAAUCCUCACAAGAGACAGGAAGCGUGGCGUUUCCUGACGUACAUGUUGGUCCACGUUGGCGUAGUCCAUCUGCUAGUAAAUCUCCUGGUGCAGCUGUUCCUCGGUGUUCCUCUAGAGAUGGUGCAUCGAUGGUGGCGCGUGGUCCUGGUGUACCUGGCCGGCGUGGCGGCCGGCUCUCUGGCCACGAGCCUCACGGAUCCUAAAGUCUAUCUGGCCGGUGCUUCCGGAGGCGUUUACGCUUUGAUUGCAGCUCACAUCGCCACGAUCAUAAUGAACUGGUCAGAAAUGGAGUUCGCGAUCAUCCAGCUCUUGGUGUUUCUGCUGCUGGCGGCUGUGGACAUCGGCACCGCGGUGUACGACCGGUAUUGGCGGCACGUGGCCCAGAACAUCGGUUACGUGGCGCAUCUGGCCGGCGCUAUAGCAGGUCUGCUGGUUGGCAUUGGCGUAUUAAGGAAUCUGGAGAAGAGGAAGUGGGAGAGGCGCCUGUGGUGGGCGGCCAUACUCCUGUACUUCACGCUAAUGAUCGCUGGGGUACUCGCCAACAUAUUCUGGACGGAGAGGUUCGUGAUAUAAGACAAUACAAGCUUUAAUUCAACAACGAUAAGGACGAUUUUUGUAAUGUUAAUAGUUGUUACAUGUUCUCGUUUUUAUAAUUUUGAGUUUGUUAGUUUCGCGCGAGAAAUACGCGAUCGUUUAAGCGACUUUCGAUCAUGUGCCUUUUAAAAUUAAGGUCAGUUUGGUUCGGUGCACGACUUGCGGUGAAGGUAUCUUCCAGUGGACUUUCUUGUUUUACUUUUCUUCGGCAUUAUUUAUAAGGCCUAUUUUAUGAAAGUGUGGGUAGUCUUUAACUGCGCACGUGUUAUUACUAAGAGCAACGAUUGUACCGAACGCUCGCAUAGCGAUGUGAGUAUUUGUGGGGAAAAUGCAGCCGAAGUUACACCGCUAUUGUCGCGGACUGUACCAACAAAAACGAUUGAUUGAUGCUGAUUUUUGAAUUAUCGGGGGAAAAAAAUGAUUGAGCGAACUUUAUAAAAUAAAGAGUACAUUGUAUUGCAAUAAAACAUGAAUAGUAUAAUAUACUGUUGUUAGGACCUCUUGUGAGUCCGCACGGGUAGGUACCACCACCCUGCCUAUUUCUGUCGUCAGUAUGCUUCGGUUUGAUGGGCAGAUGUUGUGCUGUUAAAACUGAGAUUUGGAUAUUAUAUCACAAAGAGGCAGCGGAAUUUAUGUUGUUGAUAUCUAUGGACUUCGGUGACGAUUAUCACCCACUGGGUCGUGAGUGCGUCCUAUCUUCGAAAUUCAAUAGAACAUAUCGUCGCUUGAAAGGCAAACGUGACUAAGCGACAAUGCGUGAACUUUACAGUAGACUAAUAUUAAGUUGAAAUACCUGAAAAAAAUCUAUUUUAACGAAUCUAGCUGUAGGAUUGAAAUGAUUUUAGUAAACCUAGAAAUUUUUUUUUUUGCGCGUCGAUUAUGGUUAUUGCCUAUCAUUUAUAUAUAAAGCAGUUAUUGUCGCUUAGUCACGUUUGCCUUUCAAGCGUCGAUAUACACUUAAUGAUGAUUUUUUAUCUGAUGUUCAAAAAUCAGCCUAAAUGAGAUUUAAUGUAUUGAGAAGUUUCAAUCAUUGUUUCUUUGAUACAAAGAAGCGUAUUGCGCCGGUAGUCAGCCUAAGGAAAAAUUAACAAAAACUAUACAAUUUUAAUAGAGUAGCAGCUAUUUUUUUUAUUUUGUAAAUUUUAGCUUUAUCACAAUACCAAUGUACUUGUAAAUAUUUAUUUGAGCAUAAUAAUUGUAAUGUUAUUGUUAGAAUUUUCAGUGUUAAUUUUCUAUUUACGUACAUUAAUGAACAAAUGCCGUAAUCCGGUAUUUUUUUUGUUGCCAUAAACCUUUAAAAAUGUAUUAUAUAAUUAUUAUUAUUACAUAAGUGAAAAUGUACUAUUAUUAUUUUUUCUAAGGCAUACGCAUUUAUGUGAAAUUUUAAUUUAAACUAUGAAUUCUUAUAUUGAACUUCGAAUUUAGAAAGUGCCCUUACGGUUUUCGCGUUUAUAUUCAGUAUUGCCAGAUAGAAAAAUGUUUUAAAGAUUACCAUAUUCAAAUUUGAUGUUAGUUGAAAUGGAGUAUUAAUGUUUUUGAGAUCAAAGAGUGCCUUAAUAGGGAUGAAGUGAGAUAAAAAGUUUGUUCGGGAUAAUAGUAUAUUCAAUUGCACAAUUUGGAUAUGUCUAAUAACACGGAUGAUAAUGGUGUGGUGGGGACAUCUUGGGAAUGUAAGAGAAGGGAUCAAAAUAUUAAUCACUCACUGGGACAGUGUUGAUUUGGGGAUUUGAUUCGUUUUUUAUUAAGAGUAUGUGAGUAUUUGAGUUAAAGUACCAUAUUGGGUGAAUUAGAAAUAACCCAAAUUUUCGACUAGGGCCCUAAUUUUUUUUUCAAAAUAUCCAAGAAAACGGCAAAAGUUGUGUUCAAUUUUAGUGAAAAACUUCGAAAUUUACAAAAAGGAAAAAAUGUAGAGGAGAGAUAAAAAAAAAAAAAACUACCCGCAAAUUUUUUCUAUAAGAUUUUCGCAAUGCCUAAGUAGAUUUUAGCUCGUUUCUGGUAUCCAGUAAUAUAAAGUGCCUUAUCUGGGGUAUAUUCGUGCCUUAUUACAGUAUUUUUUAUGCAUUUACGAGAUUAAUUUUAAUGUGUAAUUUAUAAUUGUUGAAACAAUGGCGGUAGGGCGUCUUGUGAGUCCGCGCGGGUAUGCACCACCUUCUCGCCUGUUUCCCCCGCGUAGCAGUAAUGCGUUUCGGUUUGAAGGGUUUGGUAGUUGUUACACGAUCGAUAAUUCGACCUCACGUCUCAAGGUAGGUGACCGCACAGCUCCGGGAACUAUUUAAUACCAGUUAGACACGUUCACACGUAUUACUGCUGGUAGGACCUCUUGUGACUCCGCACGGGUAGGUACCACCAUCCUGCCUAUUUCUGCCGUGAAGCAGUGAUGCGUUUCAAGAGUGUGGCAGCCGUUGUAACUAUACUGAGACGUUAAAACUUAUAUCUCAAGGUGGGUGGCGGCAUUUACUUUGUAGACAGAUGUCUAUGGGCUCCAGUAACCACUUAACACCAAGUGGGCUGUGAGCUCGUUCACCCAUCUAUGCAAUAAAUAAAAACAUCGCUGUAAUUAGUGAUUAAAAAUAUAUCAUCACGCACAAAUUUAUGACGCUAUCUUUUUAAUUACGGAUAGUUCACUUAUUUUAAGACCUCACCUCGAGAAUUGCUUAGCCUCGACUGCAAACAUUGAAAUCAAUAAAAUUAAUAUCCUUGGUUACUUACUCUGAACAAUCGUUGUGAAAUAAUAAUAAAAAAAAUUAAAACAAAAAAAAACCUUCCAAUAGAAUAAUACUCUCUUUGUAAACGUAGGUGAAUAUUUGGAAUCAACCGAAGUCUCUGUGUAUACACAGAUGAGUUUGUCGGUAGCUUCUUGACUAUAGAAAAUUUUGAGUGAUGCUAGAUGGAUGAUAAGUUAGGGCUACUUGUAAAUUCUGGUGACUUAUCAUCGUUCGGGCCGUGAACAGUCUUCCACAUUUAUAGGAUUAAAACACAAACCAGACCAUAUCUUUCAGCUGUAGCUCUGUGAUAGGAUGAGAUGAUUUUAAUCUAUGUAAUUAUAUGUAAAAUUAAAUAUUAAAAUAUAAGUGGGUAGUUUGAGAAUAAUAUGUUGGAGUGAAUAUAAAAAAAACGAAUGUGUGUUUGUUUACGUUUGUCGUCUGCGCCUUAUUGCCGUAAAGUAUUUGUGGGUAGGUUCAGAGAAGAUUGUUGUCAUAGGACACGUCAGAAGAAGUUUUUACAAACCGGUGUAUUUUUCGUUUAGCUAUAGUCUGAGAGCAUUACAUCUGAAGCUUUCAAAAGGCAAUUUCAUGAUGAUGAUACUAUCACAUCGAAGGGUAAAGGCGGUUCAAGCGACAUUUCGCUUAACACGCAACAUUUAUCUUUGUAAUAAUUAAAGGUGCGUUUUAUUUGGUACUAGCGACCCGCCCUCGCUUCGCUUCGGAAACUGUAAUUUAUUAUUGAUUUCUCCACUAUUUAACGGAUGUUAUUAUACAUAUAAACCUUCCUCUUCAAUCAUUUUAUCUAUUAAAAAAAACCGCAUCAAAAUCCGUUGCGUAGUUUUAAAGAUUUAAACAUACAUAGGGAUAUAGGGACAGAGAAAGCGACUUUGUUUUAUACUAUGUAAUGAUUAGCAUCAACAGAAAGGAAAAUUUGUCUUAAAGUAUUGCAGUUUCAGGGGCCUGUUGCGGCUGCCUAUAUAUUUCCACCCUGAGUAUAUUUCAUCAUAGAUGGCGUGUCACUCAAAAUACGCAUAUUUAUUUAAUAAUUUCAAUAAUCAUUUGUACUGUGGGAAUACUUAGUUGCACCGAGCAGUUUCAAAGAAAUCACCACAAUUAGAACUUUCAAUAGUGAAUGUACUCUAAAAAAUGAAGGUAGUUGAAAAAAAAACCCUACUGAUUUAAGUUGUGAAUUAUAAAUUAUCAGUAUUUUUAUUUUUAAAUUAAUUAAAUUUUUAAUGCAAACAAUUAAAUACGUUUGGUUACUUAUUAUUAUAAUUUAUUAUUUAUCUAUUGAACAUUAACGAUGUGUGCUCUUAAGGAAUGCAGGAUAAAUAAAUUUACAAAUUCAUUAUUUAAGUACCUCUACCUGUGUGUGAAAUUGUUCAAAGCUUACAAUUCUCUGUAAAUAAAUGUGUUCAAUAUUUAAGAUAAGUGAUUAAUUAUUUUUAUACGGAAUAAAGAAAUGGGCCUUUGUUGUCUAAUUUGAACAUGUAUGAUGUUCUAUGCUAUUGAUUUAUUGUUAUUUAAAAAUGAGUGACAAUAACAGUGGAGUGUGUGCGAGUGGACCACAGAUUAACUUGAAUGUGAACGAGGAUAAAUGUGGGUUAUUUAAUCCAUUGACUGCUAUGUAGGUCACCGUUAUCAAUACGCCGGAAUAUCUAGUAGACUCUGGGAAAGACGAAUCCGAAGAUACCGAGUAUUAAUAUAUUUGUAAGAGAUCUAAAAGACUAAAUCUAUUUAUAUAUAUAAAAUAGAAUUGCUGUUCGUUAGUCUCGCUAAAACUCGAGAACGGCUGGACCGAUUUGGCUAAUUUUGGUCUUGAAUUAUUUGUGAAAGUCCAGAGAAGGUUUAAAAGGUAGAUGAAUAUGAAAAUGCUCGGUUAUUAAAUAAAAAUAACAAUUUAGUUUUUCCUUUGAUGUGUCCCCCGUCGGACGGAUUCCUUUUGUUUGUUUUAUGUUUAUUUUAUACAAAAGUUUAGGUCUUUUAUUUAUCGAUUGAGGCACUGCGAAGUCUGCCGGGUCAGCUAGUCAUAAUUAAAAAUGAAAGUAAGAAAAGUUGGGCAAUCCAAGCGCUUGGUGACAGAAAUCGACUUAAUUACUCAAGUGACAGUCAAAGGGUUAAAUAACCAACAUUUAUUAUUAACGUAUGUGUCUAAUCCAGUGAUUCUCAACCACUGUUCCGCGGCACUUUUGUGUGCCGCCAAAUUUCAAAAGUGUGCCGCCAAAUUUUGCGAAUAUUUAUAUUAAUGUUAAUAUUAUUAAAUUAUAUCAUUUUAAAAGAAAAAAUAUUUUAAACAUGUAUAUAUAUUUAAAUCCACAAAAAAAAAUUAUAGUAUAUUUUAGUUUAUUUCGUAUAUUAAAUUUUUUUGAUAAACUAUUUAUGCAGUGUGUUCUAGUAAGUAAAUAAUUUUUAUCUUUUUUUUUGUGUGCCGCCAAAUUUUGAAAUCGUUAAAUAUGUGCCGCAACAAAAAAAAAGUUGAGAAUCACUGGUCUAAUCUAUCAAACUAGUAAACACAUUACGGCCUUAAAAUUAGUCAUUAAAUAAACAAAAUGUUUAUACUCGUCUAAUUAGGACCUUAGAUUUUUGAAUUCCCUCAAAUCAUUAAGGGACCAAUUUAAGGAUCAAUAGCGAAGAACAAAAAGAAAUUACUGUUGUUCUGUAUUUCAAUUAAUUAAUGUUAAUGUUGGAAAACAAUAAUUUAUUAAUGGCAACCCCGUUGUUGCGCUCUGGCAACUACCUACUGUUAAUGUUUAGUUCCUGUUUAAUAUUUAAUAAUUAAAAUGUAAACGUACAGUGAUUGUGUUGUGAAAAUAUUUCAUUUUAAAUUCAAUUUGAAUAAAUACAUUUUAUUACA